Molecule: messenger RNA, 11692 nt
Organism: Porites evermanni
Lineage: Eukaryota; Metazoa; Cnidaria; Anthozoa; Scleractinia; Poritidae
Source: the annotation of a GenBank genome assembly
AUGGCGGCCGUAACUCGCUCUCUUUACAUUUUCAUUUUCUUUCUGGUUUUACUCGCGUCAAGUUUAAGCAAACCGUUAAAUAUAAGUAGAACACUUUCCGUAGGUAAGGAAAAUGAUACAAAACGCAAGAAACCUUUACUCGAAGAUCAUAUCAAGGGCUUAAAGCUUGAACGCGACGGACAUGUCAACAAGGAAUAUCACCACGAAGCUUUUCUGGGGAAAAUGGUAGAAGAUGGCAUGCUUUUGUUUGACAACGUAGACGGUUCUCGACGGCUUAUCGAAAUAUUUCAUAAGGUUGAUAAAAAUGAAGAUCAUAAAGUGAGCAAGGAAGAAAUGAAAGAUUGGAUUCAUGAAAAAAUUAAGGAACACAUUCAAGAGGCAAAAGAGAACAAUCAUCGAAUGUUUAAAAUUGUUGAUCGGAAUGGUGAUGGCGUUGUGACCUGGGACGAAUUUCGACUGAAGUUUAAGGAGGAUAAUGAAACUAAAAAGAAGGAUUCAACUGAAUUAGGUAAGUUUGCUUUUAAUUUUCUUCGGCGUUGUCGACCUCAGUUAUGCAAAACUCUUAGCAUACGCAAGUGGAACUAAAUAUUUUGUGUUCUUGCGUGGUAAACAUCCUGCAAAGGAGCUUUUAGUUUAGAAGAUAACUUAAAUUUCGUGCGAGAUUGUGAGAGACUUUCUAUUCAUUGCAUUCGAAAAGUAAAUUCAAUUAAGACCGUGAGUUGGAAUUGCUGUAUUGUAUUAAUUAGUUUUUCGUUAAUUCGCGGACAAACGUACAGCUGUACACGUGUACUGUAUGCGUCAUCGUUAUUAAACUUUUGCAGGCGUGCUAUAAUUUAGGUGGAAAAUCACAGUUGUCGCUUGUCAAACCAACGUGAUAACUAGUAGCACACCAGCAUGGUCUUAAUUUGUGAUGGUGAAAUGUUUUGUAAGGUGUAUUUGUUACCAUAGACACUUCUCUGUUUGUGUCCCCUCAUUAUACUCUGUCAUCCAUUUUCAUUACCAACAGAUCAGAAGAGAGAAAGAAAUUAAAGUCUUUCCAAUUCAUACUCCCUCUACGUAAAGGAAAACGAAAAUAUGACCCUGAAGAAAAUAAUAGCAAUUUUAUUUACAGAAUACCCAGCAAAUAUUAUUAGAUGCACCUUAUUUCCAUUUAGUUAUCAAUGACAGAACCCUUUGAAGAACUGGGUGUUAAACCAAGUGGUUGCCUCCUGCCAGUUGGGGUUUUAAUCCUGUUAUGUUGUAUUUGAAUUAUUUGUUUCCAGGUAUUUGAGUGGGGUGCCUGAAACUAGCUGGAUAAGCUAUUGCACUUUCCACUACAGUGAGAUACCAUUGUUACUUAAAAUUGAUGAAUCUAAUUUGCAGAGUAUUUUUCAGUCUAGCAACAAUAAUUAUUUACCCUUCCCCCAAACUGCUGUAACCCUUUCUCCCUCCUUUCUGGAUGAAAUAAAAACAAACAGUCCCUAAAGGGAAGACUAUCCAAAGCCCAAAGGGCAAGCUGUAAAACUAACUUUCAUUGCACCCUGUUCACUCAGACAAGGAAAUGUAUGGAUUUUGAAAUGGAAAAUGUGACUACUGUAUCUCAACAGAAUUUCUAUGUGAAUAGAUUCAUUGCUAUUUCAUAAAUUACUUUAGACCGUACAAAAAGUUACUUACUACAGUUUAUUUUGACAUCUAAAUGAAUGUCAGUAUUAAAUUACUUACUUAAUAAAUUACUUUAGACCAUGCAAAAAGUUACUUACUUCUGUUUAUUUUGACAUCUAAAUGAAUGUCAGUAUAUUUUUCACCUUUUUUGUUUGACUCACAUUGGAAGUAAAAAAGAAUCUUGAUGUUUAUCCAGGUGGUCUUAAGACGAGCUUAGGAAGCAAACUAUUGGAAAACUUGGGUAAACUCCCUUUGGUUGGUUUGUCAUUUAACUGUGUAAAUGCAGAUCAAUGAUAAAUUCAGCAUUUUCUCAGGUUUUAUGCUCGUGCUAUGUCUCUGAUUUUGGCCAUGAUUAUGAAGAAGUAUUCUUGGGUGGAAGGGAGUGAAUGAGGAGGAUUCUCCAGAAGGUCUGAUGACUGGAGAAAAUCUUUGUCUAGUUUUAGAAAAUAAUAAUUUUUCAGUUGCCGUAGCAGAUGCUUGGUAUUUGUUUCUCAGCACUAUUGUUCAAUAAAAAUAAACAAAUGAUACAAAAUAAGGCUGAUAUGGGUGAAUAAAAGUGUCAUCCUCUUGGCUAAAAUUUGUUCCCUGCUUGCUCAAAAAGCACUGAAACACAACUUUAGGUUUCCUGAUAAUUACAAUUCCCCAGCGGAGUGAAAGAGUUAAGUUUAACUUGAGGAAAAGCUGACUUGAAAAUGACUUGAAGUUCCAGUGUAAACCAAACCAACACUUCUUAAGGGGCUGAUUUACUUUAACAUUCUUUCACAUGAUAAUUUGGUGUAGGAGUAAUGGUUAGUUUGACUUGAAGAAAAGCUGGCUUAAAAUAGACUAUAGUUUAUUUAUAAUCACAUUGCAACCGAGGGGUUGAAUUAGGUGAUUAUUUAAAAUAAUUAUGAUAACUUAAAAACACUACCACUAAUAAGCUAAUUUAUGAGAGCGGGGAGAAGGCCGUGGAGCUUAUUCUCUUUUUUCUGUACAACUUCCUUAAAUAGUUUGUCUACAAGUUCCUGGCGGAGGUCUGGAAGUUUAAUUAGGCUUAAUUCAACCAAAGACUCUUUGUAUGAGGAGAAAGUGAAAACAAUGUGCAUAGCUGGCUUUUUACUCCGUCAAAAUCAUUGGAGAGAUACUUGUGAAGACUGUCGUGAAAGACAGGACAUGCAUACUCCGAGAUAGGGCGAAUGCAGAAAAACUGAACUAGCUCUCGGGUACCUAGGCCAGAGUUUUAAGCUGAGGUAAACAGUUACUAUAGGCACUUCUUAGCUUUCUUCAUAAUGGAGUCAAUGUGACAGUUCCAUUUCAAAUCCCUAGAGACAUUGAGGCCUGGUAUUUUGGCAGUGGCAACUAAUUCAAUAGGCAUGUCGUUAACCAUAAUGUGGUCAAAUGACGUGGUUUUCUUAGUGCUAAAGUUUAUGUGAGGCUCCUUGCAUUUUGUCUUGUUUAGUUGAAACUUGUCUCCGAAAGCGCCGUUGACCAGGGUGUCAACGGCGGCCUGGAUGUGACUUUCUUGGUUCUUGCUUAUUGUCUCCAAGAUGGUGUUAUCGUUGAGGUAUUCCCAGAGAUUCAUGGCAGGAGCAUCAAGCUUGUUGAUAAUGAUGAUGAACAGCCAUAGCCCCAAUUUUGUGCCUUGGAGAACCCCUAUCGGGAUAACACCCCAUUCUGAGAAGCAGUCAGGGCCAAGCUUAACUGGCUGUUUGUAUGAAGUGAGAAAACCGAUGAUCAAAGAGACAACAGGGUCAGGGAUGUCAUAUGAGCACAGCUUCCUGACAAAAAUAUUCUUUCACAUUGUGUGAUUUAGGAGUGAAAUGGUUAAGUCUGAGUUGAAGAAAGUUGGGUUACGAAUGACUUGAAGUUCCAGUGUGAAGAAAACCGACAUGCCUCAAAAAGGGCAGAUUUUUUUUUAACAGUCAUUGCAAUUCUUUCUUUAGUGUGAAUAAAACCAAUAUUCCUGGAGGGGCUGGUUUCUUUUAGCCUGCAGGAGCAUUCUCCUGUGGGGUUGUAGGUUUCUUUAUACAGUACAAUUCUCUCGCAUCAUAAUGUGGUGUAGGAGUGAAAGAGUUAAGUCUGACUUAAAAGAGAGCUAGCUUAAGAAUGACUUGAAGUUCUAGUGUGAACAAAACAGGGUGCAAAGAAAAUCAUUUUUACAGCUUGCCAUUCAGGCAAGAUGAAGAUGAAGCUAACAUUUACUAGCCCAGCCAUCAUUUCAACUAGCCCCAAAACCUUUCUGGUGGGCGGAAUUGAUUUCACAGUUCUUCUUUUAUUUGAAUUCCUCAAAAAACAUCACUUGCCCGUUGGGCAAGUUGAAAACAGAAUUCACUAACCCGAUAGCAAAAUUAAGCCUUAAGCCCUGGGGAUAUCGGACACAGGCUACUUUCUUUGCAUGCUACAAAACCAUUUUACAUUCUCUCCUGUAGAUGAUGCUGGUAAUCCGGAGGAAGUGAUGUCAGAAUAUUAUGCUAAGUUCCGCAGAGGAGACAUGAACCUGGAUGACAAGCUGGAUGAGUCAGAGUUCCUGUAUUUUGAGCACCCUGAGCACAAUCCUCAGAGCACCAAGGAUUUAGUUGAAGAUAUGAUUGAAAAUUUUGAUCGAAAUCAGGAUAAGGUGAAUUGUCAACAACAUGGCCUGAUUCUGGAUUGAUCUGAUUCCACUUUCCAUAAGAGUCCUUGGAUUGUGUGAGAAUCAAGCCAGUGACAACAAUGAUAAAUAUCAAUUUUAAACAAUAAUUGGAUGAGGUUUUUUGUGAUAUUCCAAAUAACCAAGUUCGUGGUAAGUGUUAUUAGCCUUGGCUGAUAACACUUGCUGAGACCAUGAGUUUUCCGGAUAUUACAAAAACUGAUUUUCCAUUGGUUUGAAGAAAAUGAUGACAAACACAAUCUCACACAGAAUACAGUUUGACAUUUCUCUUGGAAGUCAUGCAUUACAUUGUAUGCAGACAACCUACAGAUUAGUCAGUUAUCUGCUAGCAAAUACCUAACUAAUCUUUAUGUUGCAUUGAUUUCCAAAAUAAACUGUGAAGGUUCUUAGCCAACGAGAAGGCAGAUAAUGAAUAUUGUGUAUAAAUUCUAGAUGCAAUUAUGGUACUAAAGACAUGGGUGAUUAAUUUUCGCGAUCCCAACUUAGUCACUUAUUGACCCAUGUUUUUAGAUUGAAUGAAGGACACUUCACUUUUCAUCUACAGUACAAACAUUCUGGUACGUUUGCUAACUAUAAAUGUGAAGAACUGUCUUACCCCAAAAAAUCCGAAAAUGUACAACCCCAUUCAAGUAACUCUAUUGAAAAUGCAACUCCAAUAUAGUCAAUCCAGUCAUGAAAAUGUGACCCCAUCUAGUGGCACAUCCCCAUUAGCCUCUUCCCACUUGCUACUGGUAGACAAUAGUUUCUUGUAAAAUGACUGUGAGGGUUAUAUAUUUGCCCAAAAGUGACUAAGAUGCGGUCCAUAAUUGGCCACAGAAUAGACUAUAAUGGGCUCUAGGGGCUCUUAGAGGCCAGCGGCACAUACCCAGCGAAAAUUAACCCAAGUACCCCUCCCCCCGGGAUUACAGGCAGGACUGGCCCUUGUAGAAUGCUCAAAGACAACCCCUGAGUCGUGUUAAAAAACCACUAACCAGUAGUGUUUUGUAAAUAGUAUUGGUUUGAUAAAACCUUGGUAAAGUACAUUAAGUCAUAUUAAAAGAGACUUUGUUUAUAAUGUUUUAUAAUUGAUAAAAAUAAUCUGUCUGUUUAUAAUAUUUUUAAAAUAAGUGCUGCUUUUCUCUGAAGGUGCUUACAAAGAGUGAGUUCAUUCGGCUGCCCCCUGGCGAAGUGGACACUCAGGAAGAAGCCAAUAUGGAUAAUGAAUACGUCAAAGAGUGAGUGCAUUUACAAUAAAAUACAGCUCAAUUAAGCGGCCUCCCUCCACUAAGUGGCCAGUAAUUAAAGUGCUGAAAUAAAUGUAGAAAUAAUUUUAAAUGAAACCCUCUGAUGUGGCCACCUUAUGGCCAUCCCCACAAGAGUUCUGCCACUGUUGUCAGCUGUAUUAUUAAAAUGGCCAUCAUGCGCUUGAUACAUGUACACUUAGUUGAGCAUUUUUUUUUUUGUAAAUAUACUAAAGCAAACUUUUUAGCAUACUUUUCAUGUACUGCUUUUUAUUCAGUAUGUAUUGUACUCCAGCUUUCUCGGAGUUGGACUUUCCUGUCAGCACUUCAUUAUGCAACACUUAUUACUUACUUCUUACUUCUUACGCCCAAUAAAUUUCAGUGAGAAAACAUAUAGGAAAAUCGUGCAAAUUCCUCUUAAAGGCAGUUUAAAGAAAAUGAUAAUUUUAUUGCCGACAAACGGUAUAUGUUGUCAUUUUUGGCCUGGGUUGCUCAACGAUUUUCUGGCACUGUUACAUAUUUCAAGAUGUUAAAUUAUUGCUCAUUGCACUAAAUUAUUGUAGACAGGAAAAAAAAAAGUCUCACUUAAAUUUAGAUUUGGAAUCAUUUUUCCUUUGUAUAGAGUUUUUGUUGUGUAACCUUUAUUUAUAACAUAGCAGAGGUGAGGUGUAUCUUCUGAUUGGUCAAUGCAUCAUUUUUUAUUAGACUUCAGUCUUCGUUAAGGUUUUUAUUGAUAGCAACUGUACAGAGAUCAUUCAGGAUAUCAUGAAAGCUCUUCCAUUCUACAUUAAGGAGGAAACUACUAUUUAGGAAAACUUUUGCUUGUUAUAGAUAUCAACGAACUUAUAUCGCGCUCGCCUAUAUCUUGAGCUACUCUUGUGUUCUUUUUUGUGCUUAACCGCGUCCUGCAUGCAUCCAUAACUCGAUGGCUGCACGCUGGGCGUUUACCAUUUCUUUCUUUUUUGCUGUAUUAUUUUUAACUUUCUUUUUCGCUUUCAUGUACGACCCGCAAAUGGUAAUGUUGGUGUUUUUCAAAUUUCACUGCAUCGGGGAAAGAUGAAUGACAAACGGUGAAUGAUAAAUAAUUAAGGAUGCAGUCUAUACUUAUAACAGGAUACCCAGCUUGAUUCGUUGUUAUAAUCCUGUUUCCUUUACAAUAAAGCUAACAUUUCUUCUCUUAAGGUUAAAUUAAAGCUGUAAGAAAAAAAAACAAGAAAAAAAAAAACAAAACAAAACAAAACAACAACAACAACAACAAUAACAAUACUGCAAGCUGCUAAAUAAUUUGUCAUCAUCAUCAUCAUCAUCCUCAUCAUUAUCAUCAUCGCCGCCACCACCACCACAACCAUCAUCAUAAUCGUCAUCAUCGUCACCAUCAAAAUAGGUAGAUAAAUGAAUAAAUUUAUAAAUUUAUAUUAUCUGCGCCUUUCAAGUUAACUUUCCAGUACACAGUCUAUUUAUAAUCUUUUUUCGCCUGUCUUGUUUCAGUUUUUUGAUUGUAAAAGGAUAGGUGAAGGUUUUUGUCUCCUCUUCUUAACAGUUUCCAGAACGCACUUCGAAAUUCCUGCCCUCUCAAGGCGUACACCCACGGAUUAACCGCGGAGUUGGAAAAUGUAACAAGCGCGGUCCAAAACCACCGCUGUUUAAGCUUUAUUUUUAAACAUUCAUCUGCAAAAAAUGUCUGAAUAGAAGAUAAUACGAAAGAAGGUGACCAUAAAGUUAUGAAUAGGCCAAUGAUGAUGGCGAUGGUUAGUGCUAUUUUUCUCUCCUUGAUGCUGUUUAUCGCUGCCUUUCUGCCCGACUCGCUGCUGACGCUAACCACUUGAAUUUUCUUAGCUUGAGAUCGCGCUACCUUAAAAAUGUGAACGUAGCAGUAAGCAAUGACACAUAAAGGAAUGAAAAAGGUGAUUGUACACCCCACAAUCCAAAACUUUUGUAGGUCCAACGGAUCUUGUAUCAAGACGCGAGGAAGAAGAGCCAAACACGCGGCCAGCCAUAUCGAACAUAUUAUGAUCCUACAUCGGCUUUCGCUGAGCGAUGUGUCAUAGCGAAACACCUUUACUACCGCUAAAUAUCGAUCGAUCGAGACAGCGCAAAGGUUCAGUGAUGUGGCGACGACAGUGUGGGCGGCUAAGCACUCUGAUGCCAUUGUGAGUGGUUCUUUGUCCUCCCAAAUGUUCAUUGCGCUCCUAGUUGCCCAUAUUGGGUUAAGUACCACGCCGACAAUGAAAUCUGCCACAGCCAAAGAAGCUAUGAAGUAGUUAGAAAUUGUAUGAAGACGCGGCUGUUUGUAAAUUGUCAGUAAAACCAAUAGGUUUCCACCUAUGGAAGCCAUACCUGACAAACCGUUUAAAACUGUAAGUGCAGUCGAAGAUGGCUUGUUUAGAGCGCCCUCGCACAUGGCCUGCUCUUCAGGUCCAGUUCCGUUCAUUUUUCGAAAUUUUAUGGGACGUCCUUUUUGUGCUUCUUUUACUUUUUCGGGAAGGUUUCAUCCACUUUCCACUGUUUUUGUUAAAACAUUCCGCUGAAGUGCAAACCGCUUGUUUACACUCCUCUUCAUGGCAGGUGAAGUUGCCUACCUUAGUUUCACGUGUAGAAAAUGAAGUAUUCGAUUUUGUUUGUUGUAAUCACGUUUAUUGAAAGAGGACUAAGAAAAAGCAGUGGUUUGCUUCCUAUUCACCUUGUUAUAAAGUUUAUGAAAGCGUCUUGAAUCUUUUAUUGUUUUAAUCAAGUACAAUAAUAAUGAGUCUUUUCAUUGAUAUUAUGAACAAGAUUUCAUCACUAAUAUUACUUUCCAAACUUCUGUUACUAAACAGCUUUAGUUCAACCCCUCUUUAGAAUGUCAUGGCGCUCAAUAUCUUUACCAAAAAUUAAGGAAAGGAUCUUAAUCUUCAAUACAUUACUUUCGAUUUACCACGUUCAAUAUUCACACACAUACAGCUGACAAUGAGGAUUCCCUAAUGUAUCAUCCAGUCCCCCGCCUGGGUUGAAUAGCCUGAGUCUCAUGUAAGGGCUGUCGAUAGUUUCAUUUCGAUAGUUAAUUGAGAAUUCCGCGCUUGAAUUUCAACUUAGAACCACAUUGAAGAACAGUGCAGCUGUGGGAGAUUUUAGACACAGAUAUAAAGGUUAUUUCAUACUAUUGUGAAGAACGCGUCUUUUCGAUAUUAAGUAGGAAAUGUGUGAAAGCUCGUCAUACACGUGCAGCAAAUUUUUCGCUCAGAAAAAGGCAAUUUCCAACUGAGUGGUAUUAUUUAUUGCUCUAUUCAAAACUGUAUUAAUGUUCCUUGUCCCAUGCAGUGCUAGGAACCGGAAAUUUACUUUGGCCUGGGUUUCGUUAUUGCUUUUGAGUUCAGUAUGUUUUGUUGAAGGUUAUAGAAAUCUUUUUUUUCGCAUUAAGUACAUUGACGGUAGGGAUUUUCAUUAAUUAAGAUUUGAUGCUAUUCACAACAGAAAAAAAAAUUACAUUAAUAUUUUAGGUCUUAGAUGAAUACUUUGUUCUUAGCUCUGUAUUUAAUAUUUAAUGUUAUGUAUAUAAUUCAUUUGAUGUAUUUAGUUCAGUAGUGUACACUACCCCACGUGCUAUUUACUCAUAUCGCGCCAAAAUAAAGGUUUCAUGCCAGUAUGUGAUCUUAUUCCCCCGCACUGCUGCUGAAUGAACUUGCUACACCGCUGUGAAUUUUUUGAUUUGAAGAUUAUCUUUUUUAAACUAGUACGAUCGAAUUAACAGAUUUAAAGAUUAUCUACUCCCCGGUUUGUACUGAUGAAAGUUAUUUGCGGGGUUUUCUUUUGUUUGAGUUUAUUUUCGUAGCUGAAAGAUAAUGUUUAAAAUUUCAAAUCUAAUUGCUAUCUGCUCUUUUAUGAUUUAAUAAUAUUUUUUUGUCUCGUUUGUUGUUGUUGUUGUUUUUACCUAUUUAUACGGCGUAACAAACUGUUUACUUGAAUUCUUCUCGUAAAGGAUGCACCCUUGGAAUUAAGUUUAGGGGCAAAAUGCAACGCGCGUCUCAUUAAAAAAAAAAAAAACCGUUAAAAAGUUAUAUACAAUCCUGUGGAGGUAAGAAAUUCUGGCCCAAAAAAGUGUCAGGUUUGAUGGGGGAAGGGGGGGGGGGGAAAACACACCCCCCCGGCCCCUUCUUUUUAAUCCGCAAAUUUUAAAAUAAAAAAAAAAAAGAGUAUUUGUAUUGGAUGUGUAGUGGAGUGUGAGAAAACGAUGUAAGAAUUUCUGUCUCAAACAAGUGUCAGGUUUGAUGGGGGAAGGGGGGGGGGGAAAUCCGACCCCUCCGGACCCUUCUCCUGAAUCCGCCACUGUUAAACUGAAUGAACGAAUUGGUAUUUCUGUUGGUCAUUUAGUUGAGAAUGAUCAAAAUGCUAUUGAACGUCGGUCAACGACUUGAGGUUGUGCACGAUCAAGUCCGUAACAGCUAUUCACAAAAAAACUUACAAAACAGACGUUUCACAAACCGGCUUUAUAAGACUUAUAACCAUUGAUUGCACUUUUUAACUUUGUGUAGAUAUAUUUUUACUUUGAGUAUAUUUGCAUCUUAACUAUAUAUGAGGAUGAUUUCAAGAACUUUUCUCUUGACCUAUAAACAGAAUCAGAAUCUGCAAAGUUGCAAUUAACAGUAAGGUAAACUCGCAGAAGAAUUAAUAUUAAGAAAAGGUGUCUUCUCACAGAAAGGUUUAAAGAAAUUCGAUAUCCUAAACGUUGAUCUAAAAAAGAAUAAUAAUAAUAAUAAAUAUGAAAAAAAAUAAUACAAUAAAUAGUAAAAAUAAAUAAUAAUAAUCACGAUCAUAAUCGUAAUCAAGUUAUAGACGAUUAUUUAAUUGACUAGCCUGCGAACGACAACCGUUUCUACUCGCUGCUUGGCGCGUGAAGAUGCUUCCCAAGCGGCAAGGAGCGAGGAGAAAGAGCUGUAUUCGCAGGUUAAAAAUUGACAUGGAUACACAUUUUCCUAUACUUAUUUUAAAUUCGUAUAAUAAACUAUAUCAGACGUAACUAACGACCACUUUAUUUCUCGCAUCCUUUACUCUUCUUACUUUUAAUAAAAUAACUGAGAUAGUACGUGCGUUAUUGGUUAAAAAUCUAUGGUUAAAGUUAUUUUAUACAAGCAAUAGACCACACUUUCUAUGGGUUUACCGGCGUGAUAACCCACUUGGGAUGUUAGGAGAACACUAAAAAAGUCUCGUAAAUCACUUCCAACAUCCCACAUCCCGCGUGGGUUAUCACGCCGGUAAACCCCAUAGAAAGUGUGGUCUCGCUUAAAUAACCUGUACAUUUAUUUUCCUAGACGCGAGGAGGAAUUCGCUGCAAUGGACGAGAACGGAGAUGGAAUAGUGAAUUCAGAGGAGUUAACUAAAUACUUGGCUCCAACCCACGAGCAGCGCGCGAUCAACGAGGCAAAUUACCUGGUACGAGUGGCUGACAGAGAUUAUGACGGGUUUCUAUCAGAGCAGGAAAUGAUUAUGAACUAUCAGCUUUUCACUGGAAGCAGUAUGGCCAACUAUGCGGGAUAUCUGCAUGACGAAUUUUAGAACAUGAACUUCUUUUUUCCAUUGUAGAUAGACUAAUACCUUAUUUGUUCGAAUAAGCGCCCGAGCGCUUAUUUCAAAAGGGUGGAAUGGGCAUUGAAUAGCUCAUUACGUUUCCAUUUCUGUAUACUAGAACUGUAUUGUAGCAUUGACCUUUUCUGAGUAAUCGUCUAAAAUUCAGGCUACUUUUGAAACACACGUGGAUAGAGUUGCCUAGAACCGGUUAUAUUAUCAGAGUCUGCCAAGUCAAAGUAUUAAGAUAUGCAGUUGAUAGCCUGCCAGUAAGCUCUCCAGUUCGAGUGGCGAGCGAAGCGAGCCGCGAUUUUCUUUCGCGUGCGGCUCUUGGGUGACUUCUCAGGACUCCUCCAAAAAGAGAAGAGCUCGCUCACAGGCUAAGCAGUUGACAAAGGACUGAACUUUCCUUCUGAUCUCUCCAUCAAGAAAGUGAUCGGGGAGGGAGAGGGUAAAUCGCUAGUCUGGCCUCGGGGACCGCUUUUUCUAAGGUUUUAUAUAGUGUAACUCGAAGCUGCCAAAAUAAAACAGUAAGUAAUGACAAUCUAAGAAUUGAAACUGACAGAUACAAUCUUCCUAAAAUUCCUGAGCCUCUUAGGAUAUGUCAGCUUUGCUUGUCGAAUAAAGUAGAGAAUGAAAUUCAUUUUCUAUUCAAAUGCAAUUU